UUGUCCUCCUUCUUUUGUUCUUCUUCCUCUCCUCCUCUUUCUCGUCCUCCUCCUUUUCUUCUUCUUCCUCUCCUCCUCUUUCUCCUCCUCCUCCUUCUUCCUCUCCUCCUCUUUCUCCUCCUCCUCCUUUUCUUCUUCUUCCUCUCCUCCUCUUUCUUGUCCUCCUUCUUUUCUUCUUCUUCCUCUCCUCCUCUUUCUCCUCCUCCGCCUUCUUCCUCUCCUCCUCUUUCUCGUCCUCCUCCUUUUCUUCUUCUUCCUCUCCUCCUCUUUCUCGUCCUCCUCCUUUUCUUCUUCUUCUUCUCCUCCUGUUUCUCAUCUUCUUUCUUUUCUUCUUCUUCUCAUCGUUCUUCUUAUUCAUCCACCUUAUCCUCCACAUCCUUUUUCUUCUCCUUCACCCUCAUCCUCCCCCUCCUUCUUUUAAAUGAAAACCUCCUCCUUCUUCUUCAAUUUAAUCCCCUUCUUCACCCUCUUCCGCCUCCUUAUUCUUCACCCCUUACUCCCCUUCUUCACCCUCUUCCGCCUCCUCCUUUUUCUUCACCCUCUUCCUCCUCCUCUUCCUCCUUCACCCUCUUCCUUCUCUUCGUUCUUCUUCACCCUCCCCUUCUUCACCCUCUUCCUCCUCCUCCUUAUUCACCCUUUUACUCCCCCUUCUUCACACACUUCCUCCUCCUCGUUCUUCACCCUCCUUCUUCACCCUCUUCUUCUUCCUCCUCCUCCUUCUUCACUCUCCUCCUCCACCUUCUUCACCCUCUUCCUCCCCCUCCUUUUUUUCACCCUUCCUCCUCGUCAUUCUUCUUCACCCUCUUCCUCCCUCUUUUCGCCCUCUUCCUCCUUCUUCACCCUUUUCCUCCUCCUCCUCCUCCUUUACCUUUUCCCCCUUCUUCACCCUCUUCCUCCUCCUCCUUCUUCAUCUUCUCAUCCUUGUUGUUAUUAUUAUUCCCUUCCUUGUUCUUCUUCACCUUCUCUUUCUCCUUUUCCUUAUACUUAUUUUCCUCCUCCUCACCUUUUUUCUUUUCUUUUCCUUCCCUCUCUUUCUCCUCCUUCUUUUCAUCCUUAUUAUUAUUAUUCCCUUCCUUCUUCUUCUUCUCCUCCUUCUCCCCUUCCUUAUUCUUAAUUUCUUCCUCCUGA
Messenger RNA from Acanthosepion pharaonis, 1128 nucleotides. NCBI's taxonomy places the organism in Eukaryota, Metazoa, Mollusca, Cephalopoda, Sepiida, Sepiidae. The record is from the annotation of a GenBank genome assembly.